UCGAUGCUUGGAAUUCUGAUCCGUCCCUUUCUUUUAGCUAUAAUUGGGACGAUGAGUUCAUUGUUCCCACAGAAGAAGAGUAUUCGGAUGACGAUUCCGAACACAGUAUCGGGUAUGAUGCAAUUCAAAACGACGACUUCGCACAGAAGACACAAAAAAUUGAAGAGUCCGAGAUGGUUAUAAAAAUACCGUUAAGCAAGUUAAAAAUAACAGCCAUUGAAAAAUUAGACAAUCGGAUGAAAAAAUUACAAUUGGCGGAAUGAACCGUUAUCGCGGGAUUAUCCGCCCAGACAAUAAAAUAAAGUGUAAAUAUAGGCAUGGAGAAAUGAACAAUUUUUUAUGGCAUGUUGCUCCAAAAGGCUUAUUAAAAGUCAAAACUAAUUCUGCUUUGGAACGCUAUUAUUUUAAAAUGCAAAAGACCAAAUUACGAAUGAUAGCUGAAAAAUUAGAUAUAAUUGCGAGACGAGAAGAAAUCAAACUGAUGAGAUGGCUUGUUAAAGGCAAAAUAGAAACAUGGGACAUAAGUGAUUCUCUCGAAAACACCCCCGUUAUACGCAAUAGACUAGAGGUAGAGAGAUUAUUGGAAUUAAACAAGAAGCCGUAUAAAAAACCUUAUCAGCAUCCAUGUACAAAAAGACUUGAAAGACAGAAUUUUAAGAAUCUUACGCCGGAAGUUGAACGAUGGGGUAUAAUAUUCAGGGAAGUGAAAUUCGGAGAAAGUUUUAAUGUCGAUCAUUACCACCAUGGUAGACUUUUAAAACGAAAAAUAAAAGAACAUAAGAUAGAAACUGGACUAUACAUGCGACGAUCAAACUUCCAACUCAAAUUAAAAGAUGAAAACGCAGACGCAAUGAAAAAGAUUCCACUACAUGACUUCAAAACCCUCUUCGAAACAAGCAAUAAACUUAUGAAAGAACCCGUUUGCUGGCAUUACUAGCCCUCAAGACCGAAACGAAUGCACAUCCGGAUAUAAUAAAUUCUACAUAAUAUUUUAUUUUCUUGGUCAAGAAUACAAGGUGAUUCUUUUAUUAUAAAACACUCAUUAUUUCAAAAAGUAUUCAUGUUUUUGAAAACAUUUAUUUACAUAGUUUCAAGUUGUUAAAGAAACAACGUUUUUAUUAUAAAAUUAUAUUUUUAAAUAUUUUUUAUCCUUAUAUUUUUUUUAAGUUUUUUACUUUUUUGAAUGACAGCAUAGAGUUUUAAUUUCAUAUUCCAAAUCAGAAUAAUUUUCUAAAUAUUUGGAUACAAAAAAACCAAAUAAAGGGUGAGUAGUG
Molecule: messenger RNA, 1274 nt
Organism: Rhopalosiphum padi (bird cherry-oat aphid)
Lineage: Eukaryota; Metazoa; Arthropoda; Insecta; Hemiptera; Aphididae
Exons: 7
Coding region: 260-937 (225 amino acids)
Source: RefSeq, a predicted model, not a curated record